UGUUAAAGCUCAUCUUUUUUUCUUUCUCUCUCUUUUUUGGUUUACAUGAGCUCUGUAAGUGCUUCAUUAAUGGCGGUUAUCAAAAUCUAGUAAGGUUUAGCAUAAAUUCUAUCCAUUUCGAAGUUCAAAAGUGAAAGAUUUCAGAUUUAUCGGUGGGGAGUGUUUUUUAUUGUUGGAUCAUGGUUCUGAUUUCUUUUUGCUUCAGCUUCAAUUUAUAGGAGUUUCGUGGAUCUUAGAUUUUGAUGUGGCUAUGCCUUAUAUGGUUCGAUUUAUGGAAAAGGAGUGAUUUUUGGAAUCAUAGGAGAAAUGGAUUAACGAUAUUUGAAUCUGGGGACUGAUUUGGAUCUGGUUUAGGUGGAAUUGAUGGAAGGAAAGGUGGCUAGACCUAGAGGUAGACCGAGGAAACGCCAGAGACCUGAUGAUCAAAAUGGAGUGUCUAAUCGAGGGAAGAGGCCGGUUUUGGAGAUGAAAGUGACAGUACCUAGAUCUCUUCUUGGUCGUUAUGUGUUGAAGGAUUUUGAUGACAGUAGAGUUUCUCUUGGGAAGAUAAUUUCGUAUAAUAGUGGGUUGUAUAGAGUUGAUUAUGAGGAUGGUGAGUUUGAGGAUCUGGAAACUUGUUAUCUUCGUCAGUUAAUUAUUGGGGAUAGUUACUUUGAUGAUGAAUUACGUGUUAGAAGAAGUAAAUUAGACGAAUUUAUACUGAAAAAGGACGAAAGGAAGAAAACAGAUUACAUCAAGAACAAAGGAGUUGAGCUGCAAAAUCGAGUGAAUGAAGUUGAGGUGCCCACAUCUACUAGCCCAAGUUCUGUGGCAGAAGUUGAAAGUGGUUGUUCGUCUUCUUGUUUACCUGACUGUGAAGAUAACAGAGAUCCAUAUAUAGAAACUAUGUCGCCUCUUGUCCCAGUUCCACCAGUGGAUUUACCUUCUUCAUCAGGAACAAUUUGUAUCCCUGAGGAGGCUGUGGUGCAUCUUUUAUCUGUAUACGGUUUCUUAAGAUCAUUCAGUGUUCAGUUAUAUAUCCUCCCAUUUGGAUUGGAUGAUUUUGUGGGAGCAUUGAAUUUCGGAGGACCAAAUUCUUUGCUGGAUGCCAUUCAUGUUGCCUUGAUGCGGGCACUGAAGGGUCAUCUUGAAAGACUCUCCUUAGAAGGGUCUGAAGUGGCUUCGAAAUUCCUGAGGUGCAUUGAUUGGAGCUUGCUCGAUGCGCUAACUUGGCCUGUUUAUUUGGUUCAGUACUUUUCUGCCAUGGGACAUGCAAGUGGGCCUCUCUGGAGAGUUUUUAAUGAAUACGUUGUGGAGAAAGAGUAUUAUUCCUCACCUGUAGUGAUGAAGUUGAAGAUCCUGCAAAUUCUGUGUGAUGAUGUCUUUGAUGUAGCAGAUGUAAGAGCUGAAAUUGAUACUCGAGAAGAAUCUGAAGUUGGAGUUGAUCCUGAUGGCGUUACUGCUGACCUUCCUGAAACUGGACCUAGAAGGGUCCACCCCAGAUUUGCUAAAACCUCAGCUUGCAAGGAGAAAGAGCUUAGUGAAUUUGUUGCAGUUAAUCAUGGGAUAACUUCAAUGAAUGAGUCAAAAAAUUUGAGUUCAAGAUAUACUGAUGGUGGUCAUGGAGAUAGCUCAGAUCUGGAUGGGAACAGUGAUGAAUGUAGGCUCUGCGGCAUGGAUGGGACGUUGCUGUGCUGUGAUGGAUGCCCUUUAGCAUAUCACUCGAGAUGCAUUGGUGUGAUCAAAAUGUAUAUACCAGAUGGGCCGUGGUAUUGUCCAGAAUGCACAAUCAAUAAAAUAGGGCCAACUAUUGCUCAUAAAACGUCACUCAGGGGAGCAGUGUAUUUUGGAGUGGAUCCACAUGGGCGACUCUUCUUGGGUACAUGCAAUCACUUACUGGUGCUUAAAAUUUCUGUCCAUGCGGAUGCAGAUAUUAAAUACUACGAUGCCACCGACAUUCCAAAAGUUGCCCUGGUGCUUUUGUCUGCAACGAACCAUAGAAUGGAAUAUCUGUAUAUAUGCAAAGCGAUCUCGCAAUACUGGGAUCUGCCUGGAGGUUUGAUCUCUUAUCUGAGAGCAGUGGAGAUUGAUUUAGCACACAUGCAAAAAGAAGGGUGCGACGAGGUGUCAGCCGUAUUUAGACCUGAUAGUGCAAGUAGUUCCAGUGGAAAUAAAAUUCAAAUUGCGUUUGGCCUCCACGCAUCUGCUUCAGGCUGUACUGGCAGUCCCGUAUUAGGAGGACCAAGUGGAGUGCAAGAGAAGAAUCUAGUUGCUGGCAUUACACUCAAGGGUUCUUCAUUUAAACCUCAUACUUACAUUAAUCAUUACACUAAUGGAGAAUUGGCUGCAUCAGCUGCUGCUACUUUUGCUGUCCUAUUGUCAGAGGAAACCCAUGAACCUGAUCUUCAAAAAUUUAGUAACGCCAAGAAAGCUGCAGCGAGUAACAUCUUGCUACAGGUGAAAGCAUUUUCGUUAGUAGCCUUGCGUUUCUUCUGGCCAAGUCCUGAUAAGAAGGAAAUCACAAGGGAAAGGUGUGGAUGGUGUCAUUCUUGCAAACUCACUUCGGCAAGUAGGAGAGGAUGCAUGUUAAAUGCAGCUGUAACAGGGGCCACCAAAAGUGCCAUGAAAGUCUACAGUGACCUUUUUCCACUUAAAAAUGGGGAUGGAGUACUUUCUAGUAUUGCAGCAUAUCUCCUAUAUCUGGAGGAAAGCUUACGUGGUCUCAUUGCGGGGCCAUUUCUUAGUGAGAGUUUUAGGUAUCAGUGGCGUAAGAAGUUAGAGGAAGCUUCAACAUGCAAAGCGAUUAAAGCCCUCCUGCUUGAACUUGAGGAAAACAUUUGUAGUAUUGCUCUGUCAAGUGACUGGCUUAAAUUAGUGGAUGAGUGGUUAAUAGAACAUUCUAUAUUUCAAAGCGCUCCAGUUACUGUUGCGGGCACACAGAAACAUAGACCUGGUAAGAGGAGGCAGAGGAACCAGGCCGAAAUUACAGCCCAAGGUUCUGAUGAUGAUAGCUUUACUUGGUGGCGAGGGGGGAAGAUAUCAAAAGUUAUACUCCUGAAGGCUGUCUUGUUGAAGCCUAAGAGAAGGAAAGCAGCUUCGCAAGGUGGUGUGAAAAAGUUUCCGGAGUUUAGUUAUAGUGAUGGUUCUUACAUUCCUAAAAGAAGCAGGCGGUCUAUGUGGAAAGCCGCAGUUGAAAGUAGCAAAAACAUAUCUCAGCUUGCUCUUCAGGUUAGAUACCUAGAUCUGAAUAUAAGAUGGAGUGAACUUGUACGCCCAGAGCAAAACGUGCAAGAUGUUAAAGGUCCAGAGACAGAGGCCACUGUUUUUAGGAACGCUAGUAUUUGUGACAAGAAGAUUAUAGAUAACAAGGUUAGAUAUGGAGUUGUCUUUGGGAAUCAAAAGCAUCUGCCAUCCCGUGUCAUGAAGAAUAUCACUGAAGUCGAGAAAACUGAAGAUGGAAAGGAAAAAUAUUGGUUUCUUGAAGCACGCGUUCCCUUAUAUUUGAUCAAAGAAUAUGAAGAAAGUUUGCAUAGGGUACACAUACCUUUCAUCAAGAAACCGUCAAGAAAAAUAUCAAAGCUCCAGAAAAUGCAACUUAAAGCUUCUCGAGCGAACAUAUUUUCUUAUCUAGCCUCCCGGAGGGACAGCACGGAGAAGUGUUCUUGUGCAUCAUGUCAUCUCAAUGUUUUUGUGAGGGAUGCAACAACAUGCAGUACUUGCCAAGGUUACUGCCACAAGGAAUGUACUAUGAGUACACCACACACAAGUGGGAGAGUUGAACUUUUGGUAACCUGCAAACGGUGCUACCUUGCAAGAGCCCGUUCACUAAUCAAUAUCAAUCAUAGGCAUCCAACAACAGCUGCUGUCCUUGUCAACAGACCACAUCAAAAUGCAGUCACUCAAGUCACCAAGACACAGGGUAAGAGUCUUAAUCAACAUGCAGUCACUCCAGUCACCAAGACACAGAUUAAGCCUCUUAAUCAACAGUUAGCAUCUUCCGACAUACGCAACACCACGUCAGGAGUUAAACAAAUCACUCCUGAUUCCAAUUUGGCACCUAAAAGUAAACACAAAACAUUGUCUUGGGGAGUCAUAUGGAGGAAAAAGAGCUUGGAAGACACAGGUGUUAGCUUCAGACAUCAACAUGUUCUGUUGGCUGCACGCUCUGGUCAGCCGAAUCCGGAACCAGUUUGCUGGCUCUGCAAACUGCCGUAUAAUCCUGGUCUAACAUAUAUUCACUGUACAAGCUGUGACAAGUGGUACCAUAUCGAAGCGAUUAAGCUCGAGGAAUCGAAAAUUCCUGAAGUUGUUGGGUUCAAGUGUUGCAAAUGCCGUCGUAUAAGAUCACCAGAUUGCCCUUACAUGGAUCCCAUACUGAGGGAACAGAAGCAGAUGAAACAAGUAUUCUCCAGGAGGCAGAAACCUAAGAAAGGAAGUAUUGGAAUGGAUUCUGAUUCUGAAAGAAUGUCUGAACCAAAAGACUCCAUGCCCUCUACUCCCUCAUUCCCCUUUGAAGAUACGUUUGUUCCAGAGGAUGAUCCUCUCUUGAUGUCAGUUUCAAAAGUUGAACAAUCUACACCUAACAAUGUGGAUGUCGAAUGGAACGGGGAUGGUUCAGUGCCAGGACCCCAGAAGCUACAAGUUAGGAGACAAGUGAAACGUGAAGACACAGACGGGAAUAGUAGUUUUUCUUACACCGAGUUUUUAAUGCAACCCGAAUCAAUACCUAUUGUGAAACCAGAAAUGGAGGCAACAUUUCCUGUCAUGGAAUGGGAUGCAUCUGGCAACAACAACAUGGUUGAAGGCGAGCUAAUGUUUGACUACGAAGACAUGGAAUUCGAACCUCAAACAUAUUUCUCUCUUACCGAGUUACUCACAACAGAUGAUAGUGGCCAGUGCGAUGGGCAUGGAGAUUACAAGAAUGCUUUAGGAAACAUGGAUAACCCGAACCCUCAGGUUGAGACAACAGUGGAACAGUGUAGAGCAUUUCUCUCUGACAAUACAAUUCCAUGUCAGAUAUGUAUGCAUGUGGAUCCUGAACCUGAUCUCACAUGUCAGACUUGUACUAUGACUAUACAUUCCCACUGUUCUCCAUGGGAGGAGGAAUCUACCUGCACGGGAGGUAGCUGGAGAUGCGGUCGUUGCCGUGAGUGGCUGUAGCUGGCAGGUUUUCUCCUCCCAAAGUUAAGUUUCCAUACAAUUCUUUUAUGUUUGCAUUUUCUGGCUAUAGGCCAUUUGUGCUGCUUUUGGGGUUUUUAAUGAAGGGAAUACAAAGAGUACGUGUUGUCAAAAGAAGUAAAUUAAAUUUGUAUGAAAAUAAGUAAAAGCUCUCCUUGCAAGGCACAGGAGAUAAGCUCGUAUUUCUGUUGUUUCUGCAAAGGAGUCUCCGAGUUUCUUUGAUGCUCGUUUUGCUUGAGAAUGAUACCAAUACUAUAUAUACCAAGUCUUGAAUGAUAUUACUUGAGACCAUCGGUGUUCUGGUACUGACUUAAUGCCAAUAUUUAUUUGGAUACUAGAAUACUUGUAAUUUUGGAAAGAAAUGAUUCUAGAACA
This is a messenger RNA of Capsella rubella, 5532 nucleotides long. Its product is annotated as DDT domain-containing protein PTM. Bases 364 to 5139 code for a protein of 1591 amino acids. The record is from RefSeq and is a predicted model, not a curated record. Lineage: Eukaryota; Viridiplantae; Streptophyta; Magnoliopsida; Brassicales; Brassicaceae. The transcript is spliced from 9 exons.